This is a messenger RNA of Alnus glutinosa, 864 nucleotides long. RefSeq names its product auxin-responsive protein SAUR32. The record is from RefSeq and is a predicted model, not a curated record. Gene Ontology annotation, biological process: response to auxin. The coding region runs from base 297 to 701 and encodes 134 amino acids. The transcript has a single exon. Lineage: Eukaryota; Viridiplantae; Streptophyta; Magnoliopsida; Fagales; Betulaceae.
CUAGAAAUUAAACAUCGUUACCGCCACAACCAUGUGCACCUAUAUAUAUAUGAGCUAAUCUUCCUCCAUAUUGGCUUCAUUCUUUCUUGUUCAUAUGUGGGUUAUCUUUGAGCUCCAUCUAUCAUGAGCAAUAUUCCGACAUCCUUAACAGAGUCCUCUCGAACCCUCUUUAACCUAGCAAUCUCUUCGUCUGACCCCUGGCCAUUCUCCCAAGUUUUCUUAUAACCCUAGCCUAGCCUCUUAAGAAAAAAAAGAAACCUGUUUUGUACGAACAAGGGUUUUUAAUUUUUGGCAAAAUGGGGAUUGUUGGAGAAAGACACCACCUGAAUUUCCACAUCCAUAUUCCGAACCUGCUUCAUCAUCAUCACCACGGCCACCACGAGAAGGCGAAUUCCAAGGAGCUGAAAGACAUCCCCAAGGGUUGUCUGGCGAUCUUGGUCGGUCAAGGUGAGGAGCAACGUCAAAGGUUUGUGAUCCCUGUCAUCUACAUCAACCACCCGCUCUUCAUGCACCUCUUGAAGGAAGCGGAGGAGGAGUACGGAUUCGAUCACAAGGGCCCCAUCACCAUCCCUUGCCAGGUGGAGGAGUUUCGCACCGUCCAGGGCAUUAUUGAUAAAGAGAAGUCAACAAUCCUCCACCACCACCAUCAUCACCACCACCACCACCACCACCAUCAUCAUGUGUGGUGCUUUAGGGCUUAAUUAAUUUGAUGUCGAUCGGUGUCGUGUAAAAUUUUUAUUUUUUAUUUUCUGUUUCUUUUUUCUUUUGUAUUUGUGGAAGAUUCUAUAGAUCAGUACCCAGAUUGGUGUAAAUUUACGAUGAUAUAUAACCAAAAUGUAAUGAUAAGAUUUAUUAAUUGUCAAA